Paracoccidioides lutzii Pb01 is the source of this 213-nucleotide messenger RNA. RefSeq lists its product as hypothetical. The record is from RefSeq and is a predicted model, not a curated record. The coding region runs from base 1 to 213 and encodes 70 amino acids. The transcript has a single exon.
AUGGCCUCCAGAGCAGCAAGUAAAAUCUCUGGAAUCAAUGAGCUCUUUAACGAUUCCGAGAAUACGGGCAAUCUAGAUCACGUGCUACUCUGGGCCGACCGUCAACAGCCGGUCGUGAUGUUAGUGUUGGACGGCUAUUGGCAGUCCCGUAGAAGGAAACCCAGGCUCCAACAGUUCGAAACUACCUGGCACAAAGGCCCAAUCGGCCAGUAG